Priapulus caudatus is the source of this 2943-nucleotide messenger RNA. RefSeq names its product tropomodulin-1-like. NCBI's taxonomy places the organism in Eukaryota, Metazoa, Priapulida, Priapulimorpha, Priapulimorphida, Priapulidae. Gene Ontology annotation, cellular component: myofibril. The record is from RefSeq and is a predicted model, not a curated record. Gene Ontology annotation, biological process: pointed-end actin filament capping; myofibril assembly. Gene Ontology annotation, molecular function: tropomyosin binding.
GAGAAAUGUGACUCACGCGAUAGAUGCUUCGUACUUGCCGCUGUACUGUACUGUCUGUCCUUAUCUUGUGUUACACUAGAAGCGUGUGUAGUUAAGUCUUAUUCAAGAAACAACCCUCACUGUGACCGAGAAACCAGGUAUGGUGUUUGAGCCGAAGGAAUCCGCGAAGCUGCCGGUGUCGGAGGAAGAUGGCAUCGAGCUCGAUCUUCCCGAGGAAUAUGAGGAUGCGCUGAAAGGAGCGUCGGAGGCUGAGCUCAUCGAUAUCGCCGGCGUGCUGGAACUACAUAGCAUGCUGACGCAGGACCAGUACUGGGAGUCUUUCAAGAACGUUCUAGCACAGGAAAAAGAUGCCACUUUCUCAGGACCUGCGAAGAUGUCCCAACUGAAGAUUGUCCUGCCCGAGAAACCUAACGACACAGACUUUGGUGCGUCGCUGGAGAAACUGAAGAGCAACGAUUCGUCGAUGAAAACUCUCAACCUGAACAACAAAAGCAGGUCGACGGUGUUGGGAGUGAAGUUUGAGAGCGAGAUCUGUAAACUGGUACAGGAGAACACAUCCAUCCUGAGACUCGGUCUCAACUUCGAGACGCUCGAGGCGCGGAUGAAGAUCGUCGAGUACCUGCAGCGCAACACAGACACACUGCGACAGAACAGAGUCAACGACGAAGCAUACACGCCGCCAAAGUUCAACGCGCCGAAAGGAACCCGAGAGAAGCUGCCGGAGAAGGUUCAAAACACGAAGUUCAUCUCGGACAGGUUCAUGACUAAGGAGGAAGAAGAGAGGAGCGCAGACAAAAACAGCGGUCCACAUAUAACCGCGCGGAGGGAGCAGAAGAGCGACAGCGAGCCGGAGUCGGACUGAUCCCCCCCCCCGCGUCGUCGCUCCGUCAUUUAUUCGUCGUCGUCGUCGUCGUCGUCGUCGUAACGUGUCGUCGUGCGAGUGAGGAGGGAGGGAUCCGCGUAUUUUUCACGGCGCUACCGCCGUGCCGCAUCCGCGAGUGGUCACCGCUGGAGCAUCUCUCACCCCCACAGUCGCACAACAGCUCAGCAGAAUUGUGUGUGUGUGUGUGUGUGUGUGUGUAAUAGCCCCCCCGAAAUAUAAACGCAGCAGCUUCCGCUCGUCGUCAUGGCAGCGAGUAAAGCGAUCUCAUGGCACCGGCGCAUUUAGCGUCUGUGCCCAAAUCUUGGUUAUGAUAAAAAUUGGUCUCGGAGUAGUAUCGGAAAGCGUUAGUUAUUUCAUAAGGCGUUCUUCUUUGCGAGUGUUUUAGUCAUGUGCCGUGACACUCGUUUGGAGGAAAUCGUUUGGUUGUGAUCCUCUCUCGUGUGCGCAGUGUACUCCCUGACCCUCCGUUACUGGGUCAGCUGUGUAUAUGCGAACGCACCGACACAGCACAAGUGCAGUUUAUAUUUGACGAGUUGGGGUUGCUUUUGCCAGCAACUUCUGUCUUCUUCACAACAGCAAUGGCUCGCGCGCAUGCAUGCAAAUCAUCUUGGUAUAUUCAUUUCGAUAGAUAAUGUAAUGAUAUUAACAAUCAGUAAAUUGAUAACUACUUCUUUGCGUCCAGUGUAUAGUUUUCGUCGCGUGCGUGAGCAGUGGUUCAUAGUUUACAUAUAGUAACUUUCACAGAGCAGUGAUCGCCGUAGCUUACACGUGUGGCUGCUAGCUUCGUGCCGUAUGAUGGCAGCACUGUGUCUCGCGCGCUGGUCUGUAGGUUUAGCACAUAACUUCAUUAGUUUGCUGGACACAGGGACGAUGUUGUUGCUAGCCUAACGCAGACCGAGAAAUCGACUAGUUCUUCGUCGUAUUGUAGAUGUUUGCUGCGAUCGUCUAUGCAGUAGGCAUGCUGCGGCCCUCCUUACGUGCAGUGAGUGAUGAGUGGUAUUCGCGCAUCCCUGCCUCCUAUAAUUCACUAGCGUGACAGCGCUUGCCUCUACGAGUAGUCAGUCAUUCGUACUGGAAAAGUCGUUCGCUUCUCUUACUAAAUAUGCACUAUAAUCUUCUACCGAAGUCGGUAUAUAUAUAUAUAUAUAUAUAUAUAUAUACGUACGUACGUACAUGCCUGCUGUUUCGUCCACGGAUGGCAUGAUAUAUACUGAUAGAUGUGCAUGAGCGUGUGUGCGUGUGUUUUAUUUCGGGUGGAGAGUAUCUUUGGUUUGGGAGAGAGCCGUGCUACACGCACACAGCACACAGCACUCCCGUGCUUUAUAUGUGUCAGCUAGAAACUUAAUUGUGCGGUGUUACGCCACGAAUGCUGUUCUCGGGCUUGCGCAGCUGCAGUGUAAAUACAUUACAGUGAUGAUAUAUAUUAGGUGUACUCCUGGGUUACUGUUACGCAAAUACCCCUGAAAAUCAAAGUAAGUGUGAAUUCGGUUCUAGCAUCGAAUUCAAUUUUUUGCAUUUAACCGUGUUUUUUCGAGUUGUAUAAGUGAGGAGGGAAGGUAGAGAUGAAGUUUCAGCUACUUAGUAUUGAUUAACAGGGCUUAGUCUGAUCAAUAAUCAAUAGUCAAUAUGCUACCGCACGUGAUCGUAGAGGCCAAUUACUAAAAAAUUUAAACUUGGGUAAGAAGGAAAUGGUAUCCUAGAGAUGGUAUAGCUUGGUGGCUGGUAAAGCGUUGCACCCUUUUAGCAUUAUUUAUGGACCAUUGGAAAUCGUGAAUGAGAAAUAGCUAGUUUUAGUAUGUAAGAUAAGUUUUGCAGUUUAGCGAUUUUAUAAAAAUCUCAACAUUUUGUGCUUCUAUAAAAGUCUUUGUUAUCAAAAAUUAUGAAUUUGAAGCUCGUAUUUAUUUUGUUUGUGUAUAAUUUAGUUGAAUAGGGGCAAUUCUAUUCCACGAGAAACAGUUUUAUAUAUUGUAUUACUUCAGUUAAAUCUUGAAGUGAUUUUAGAUUGGUUCGCAACUCUUUGAAAUAAAUAAAUGAAUAAAUAAAAACAGAAUAUACGACAA